Messenger RNA from Monosiga brevicollis MX1, 789 nucleotides. RefSeq lists its product as uncharacterized. The annotation marks the transcript as partial. Gene Ontology annotation, molecular function: transmembrane receptor protein tyrosine kinase activity; ATP binding. Lineage: Eukaryota; Choanoflagellata; Craspedida; Salpingoecidae. Gene Ontology annotation, cellular component: signaling receptor complex. Gene Ontology annotation, biological process: positive regulation of kinase activity; cell surface receptor protein tyrosine kinase signaling pathway; protein phosphorylation. The record is from RefSeq and is a predicted model, not a curated record. The transcript is spliced from 3 exons.
AUGUCAACGGAUUUGGUGGGAGCCGUACAUCCCAGCAGUGUGCACCUGGCCCAUCAGUUGGGCUCUGGAGCCUUUGGCCUUGUGUACCAAGGCUUGGUGCAGCUGCAGGGCAUGAACACAACGCAGAUUGUGGCGGUUGAAGUCCUGCCGGGCUCCGCCUCUCUGGAGGAACAGGAUGCGUUUUGCACGUACCUCGGUCGCCUUGAGGCACUGGGCCCGCAUCCAAAUCUUGUUGAUUUGCUCGGGCACUGCCUCGGCGAUACGCCCCUGAUGGGGCUCUUUACUCUGGGUAAUCUGGGCAGCCUUCGCGAACUUUUACGCGCAAGCCGGCAACCUUCAGAUUCUUUAAGCUUGAAGGGGGCAAAUCUCACCUCAUUGGCUCGAGAUGUGGCAUGCGGUAUGGCUUACCUAAGCCUACAUGGCAUACAGCACGGCUACCUGUGCGCUGCAAACGUCUUGGUGGAUUCUGAUCGAGCAUGCCGCGUUUCGCGGCAUUGUGCCCCUUUGCCUGCACACAGAACCUAUGAGCGGUGGUUGGCGCCCGAGCUCUGGGAGGCCUCUGCACCCUUGUCUCAGCCGGGUGAUGUUUGGGCCUUUGGCGUCACGGCAUGGGAGAUCUUCACGCUUGGCGCAACACCGUACGUAACGCAGCCCGUUUUCGAGCUCAAACCAUGGCUGGCAUCGGGUCAUCGCCUUGAAAAGCCUAGAUUGGCUUCUGCGGCAACAUUUGCCCUCUUGACAGACUGUUGGGCAGCUGAAGCACAACAGCGUCCAGAUUUCACUGCUCUC